Messenger RNA from Geodia barretti, 336 nucleotides. The record is from the annotation of a GenBank genome assembly. Lineage: Eukaryota; Metazoa; Porifera; Demospongiae; Tetractinellida; Geodiidae.
AUGACGGUAGCCGUCACGGCACUCUUCGCCAAGGGAAAGACUACAAUCCGCAACAUAGGCAAUUGGCGGGUGAAGGAGACCGACCGCCUGGCGGCAAUGGCCGUAGAGUUGCGCAAGGUGGGCGCCGACGUGGUCGAGGGCCCCGACUACCUGGUGAUUGACCCUCCAACUGAAAUACAGCCGGCCAUCAUCGAAACCUAUAACGACCACCGCAUGGCCAUGAGUUUCUCGCUGGCUUCCCUGGGUGACGCUGCAAUCACUAUUCUGGAUCCCGGCUGUGUUUCAAAGACCUUUCCCGAUUAUUUUGACAUUUUCAGUGCCAUCAUUCCGCAGUAA